AUGGCAAGCACAUCGACUGCUCCCACAAUAACGGUACCUAGUACCUCGACUACAGGCCGUUCGUCUCGUAUUGCACCUCACUCCCACAUCAAAGGGUUGGGUCUUGGUCCUGAAGGAAAUGCCUUACCCGCAAGUGCUGGGUUCAUUGGGCAGGAGAUGGCGCGCGAGGCAAUUGUGGUGGAGCUCGUAAAGUCCCGCAAGUUCUCCGGAAGAGCUUUGUUGCUUGCUGGUGCUCCAGGAACAGGAAAAACUGCCCUCGCGCUUGCUAUCUCUCAGGAACUCGGCGCCAAAGUCCCUUUCUGUCCAAUGGUUGGGAGUGAGGUAUACAGUGCUGAGGUGAAGAAAACAGAAGUCCUCGCUGAAGUCUUCCGACGAGCGAUAGGCUUGCGUAUCAAGGAGACGAAGGAAGUUUACGAAGGCGAACUUACCGAACUUACACCCACUGAAUCUGAAAAUCCGCUCAGUGGCUACGGGAAAACAAUAUCUAACGUAGUAAUCGGACUCAAAACUGUCAAGGGAACCAAGCAGUUACGGCUUGACCCCGGCAUCUAUGAGUCAAUUCUCAAGGAAAAAAUUGUUGUUGGGGACGUGGUCUACAUUGAAGCCAACACAGGCGCUGUGAAGCGCGUCGGGAGGUCAGAUGCAUAUGCUUCCGCUUUCGACCUCGAGAGCGACACCUACGUUCCUCUCCCGAAAGGCGAAGUGCACAAAAAGAAGCAACUGGUUCAAGACGUGACUCUCGGAGAUUUGGAUGCUGCAAACGCCCGGCCGAGUGGCGGUCAAGAUGUGCUGAGUGUCAUGGGACAACUUGUGAAAUCGAACCGAACCGAGAUUACAGAGAAAUUAAGGAGGGAGGUCAAUAAAGUGGUGAAAGGCUACGUAGACCAGGGCGUCGCAGAAGUUGUGCCUGGCGUUGUGUUCAUUGACGAGGUCCAUAUGCUCGACAUCGAGUGUUUCACGUAUCUCAAUUUAUUGCUCGAGUCACCGAUGGCCCCUACGGUUAUUCUCGCGACAAACCGAGGCAAAUCUUUGGUCCGAGGCACAACUGACGUCUAUAGCGCACACGGUAUUCCGUCUGACCUGCUUGACCGAUGUUUAAUUGUAAAAACAGACCCUUAUACUCGGGCACAAGUUGCACAGGUUGUGGCCCUAAGGGCCUCAGUUGAAGGCUUGACACUGGGUCCAGGCACACUUGAUCGACUUUCUGAGGAGGGGGAGAAGGGGUCACUGAGAUACGCACUCCAGUUAAUUACGCCAGCGAGCAUUGUGGCGUCUUUGUCCGGACGAAAAGAAAUUCUUCCAACGGACAUAGGCGAAAUGAACGAACUGUUCUUAGAUGCGAAAACAAGUGCGGGUAUGAUGGCAGCCGCAGGGGGUGGGUACACAGGAGGAGCUUCUUCAUGA
This is a messenger RNA of Rhizoctonia solani, 1404 nucleotides long. RefSeq names its product RuvB-like protein 1 (pontin 52). Gene Ontology annotation, biological process: chromatin remodeling; box C/D snoRNP assembly; regulation of transcription by RNA polymerase II. Gene Ontology annotation, cellular component: Swr1 complex; Ino80 complex; R2TP complex. Gene Ontology annotation, molecular function: DNA helicase activity; ATP binding; ATP hydrolysis activity. Lineage: Eukaryota; Fungi; Basidiomycota; Agaricomycetes; Cantharellales; Ceratobasidiaceae. Bases 1 to 1404 code for a protein of 467 amino acids. The record is from RefSeq and is a predicted model, not a curated record. The transcript is spliced from 6 exons.